GCCACCUCGUUUCAAUUCCAUUCUUAUCGAUAAAACUAAGAAUGGCCGAUUCUGCGCGUCCUGCACUAUUUUCAUUUCCUCCCCAGCAGACAGGCGAGCCUUCGACCCGCAAUUGGUACCAGGAGCUUCUGGACCAUCCAGAUUGCCAGAAUGAUCCAACCAAAAUCCAAGAAGCAUACGAGUCUUUUCGGUCCGCGAGCUUAUCCCGCUCAAUUGCUUCGUUUUUGCCCGUAAAUUCUAACGGCACGACCUGCAAUGACCAGAACGAAAAGCAUCCCCAACCUAUGCAGUGCAUCACGCCAGACCAGGCAUUGAUCCGCUACCUCAAGCUCCAACAAGAGUCAAAGGAGAAUGGCAAAGAGAUCGGGGAACUCAGCCAGCAGGACGUAAACUGCUUCGUCGUCUGGGCUCGCCCUGAUACACGAACGAUCAAUUUGCUCGAGGAAAUUCAGAAUCGCCUCUGGAAUCUAGUAGGACCCGACAUUCACCUCAUUCCUCCAUCCGAUCUUCAUCUUUCUGUCCUCGAGCUAUCGCAUCGUCAUUCAGUUUCGCAUCUCCGCUCUGUAUCCAGUAAGAUUGGUGUACCCGUGCUCGAGAAACUCUUGGAUAUUCCACGAUCAAACUUCCACAGGGACAAAUCUACCGCCCGUCUCGUUAAGCCGAUGGUCAUGUUUGAUAAGCUAGGCGUGGCUGUUGGGUUUGUCCCAGCGGACGACCGAUAUACCCACCACCAUCUUCGAAAUCAGCUCCACACCAUGGCCCUGGAGACCGGGGUUAGCAUUGAUACGUGCUACACAGCGCCUCUUGCCCAUGUAACCGUGGGCAGGUUUAUUAAUAAUGCUUUCUUCGAAGGCGCUGGUCCGGAUAGCAGCAAGGAAGAAGUCAAGCGAGACCGGAUGGCGCAGUGGGUUAAUCUUAUACGGCAGAUGAACGAGGAUCUGAAACGAGAUUAUGGAGAUGAUUUCGCGUGGGUGGUUGGCGGCGAGCGACCGCUGGAAGUCCAGCUGGGUUAUAUCAAAUUUGGACGUGGAGCUGAUCAGGCUGAUUUGGUUGGGAAUGUACUGGGGACGUGAUUUGUAGUAUCAGCCGUUCCUUUUUGCUCAUUGAAUAACUUGGGUCGUGCCUAGAAGAUACUACCAAAUGGUAUAGAAUAAACCCAUUGGAGAAUGGAUUCAGAUUUUCAGGGCUAAAGACGUCAUCAUAUUGUAUCUCGG
Molecule: messenger RNA, 1214 nt
Organism: Aspergillus ochraceoroseus IBT 24754
Lineage: Eukaryota; Fungi; Ascomycota; Eurotiomycetes; Eurotiales; Aspergillaceae
Exons: 3
Coding region: 42-1073 (343 amino acids)
Source: RefSeq, a predicted model, not a curated record